Gossypium arboreum is the source of this 378-nucleotide messenger RNA. RefSeq lists its product as uncharacterized. The coding region runs from base 1 to 378 and encodes 125 amino acids. NCBI's taxonomy places the organism in Eukaryota, Viridiplantae, Streptophyta, Magnoliopsida, Malvales, Malvaceae. The record is from RefSeq and is a predicted model, not a curated record. The transcript has a single exon.
AUGGGAUCCUAUGAAACAAAAAUUUCAAGGUGCAGCAAGAAUAAAACAUGCACACCUACAAGCUCUGCAAAGGAAUUUGACAUUCUUAAAAUGAAGACUGGUGAAUCUGUCAAUGAAUAUUUGACUCGAACUCUCGUAAUGGUCAACAAGAUGAAAAAAAAUGGUGAGAACAAGAUAGAUGCUGAAGUGGUCUCAAAUAUUCUGAGAUCAAUGACUUCCAAGUUUAACUAUGUUAUGUAUUCCAUUGAGGAAUCUAAAGAAACAAGCAUAUUGACUAUUGAUGAAUUACAGAGCAGCUUUUUGAUGCAUGAGCAACGCAUCAACAUGACUUCUUUAACUGAAGAAGCACAAGAGUUGAAAAUUUCUUUUGAGGAAUAG